Gallus gallus (chicken) is the source of this 21737-nucleotide messenger RNA. RefSeq lists its product as uncharacterized. The coding region runs from base 355 to 1809 and encodes 484 amino acids. Gene Ontology annotation, cellular component: nucleus. Lineage: Eukaryota; Metazoa; Chordata; Aves; Galliformes; Phasianidae. The transcript is spliced from 3 exons. The record is from RefSeq and is a predicted model, not a curated record. Gene Ontology annotation, molecular function: methyl-CpG binding; zinc ion binding.
GACAGACGUGCGGGAGCGAACAUGCACGGCCACGGCCGCCUCCCGCCGGCGGUCCCCGGUGCGGGCUGCGGGCUCAGCCCCGGGCACGCGGCCUCGCGGUGCGUGAUCGAUGCGUGCCCGCCGCCGCCGGGGGCCCCGAGGCCGUGCGGCUCCGCUUGCCUUCCUCUCGGGGCAGCCUUUGUAUUGCCGGCUGCGCCCCGGGCUCGUCCCUUCCCCGCCGAAGGGAGGACGCGGAGCGGCUCCCGGUCUCCUCCCGCCGUGCCCCAGCCCGGGGCGAGGCUUCUCGCUCAGGUUCGCGCUCCCUUCGCUCGGAUCUGUUGACAUAAAGCCCGCUUUUCGGUGCCUCGGGAGAAGAUGAAGUUGGUGCGCUCGCUAGACGCGGCCCCGCGGCGUGCCCGGAGCGAGCCCCUGCCCGAUGGCCGCCCGUCGGAAAAGGUGCUGGAAAUAUCUGAGCCGCUCAGCUCCCGUGAGGAUGCGGCAGGCCAGGCCGGCCGGCCGCUCGGCGUCGCCGGGGACGCGCCCCGCGUGGGACUGAGCCCCCCCCCCGACCCCCGCCCGCUCGCCGCCACCAUGAACACCAACGUGUGCGUGGAGAGCGGCCCCAACCCCGAGGCGCCGGGGCUGCCCAAGGACAGCCACCUGCCCGAGGGGGCCCUCAACAGCCUUGUGGAUUACAACUCGGAGAUGGAGAGGUACCGCUCCUUCGCCACCUUCUACAAGACCAACGGCGGCGCCUUCCCGCAGGCGGCCAAGAUCGCGCGCAUCACCACCCCCAUCUUCCCCAGCGCCGCCGCCGCCGCCGCCGCCCGCAUCGGCAUGUCCCCCUGGAACUGCGACACCGCCACCGCCGCCGCCGCCACCGCCAUGCUCUGGGGCAGCGGCGGCGGCGGCGGCGGCGCGGCGGGCGGCGCGAGGAAGCCCUCCUCCUCCUCCUCCUCCUCCGCCGCCGUCGCCGCCGCCUCCGCGGCCGCCGCCGCCUCCUCGCUGCACGCCGGCAGGGGCGGCAUGCACCACCGGAGCGACUCGCAGCGCCUGGGCAAGCCCGGCUGCGCGCCGGCCGAGCAGCCCGCGUUGCCCAUGGCCAACGGCAACUUCCUCUCCGGCCUGGCCCCCGAGCACUGCCGGCCGCUGGCGGGCGAGUGCAUGAACAAGCUCAAGUGCGGCGCCGCCGAAGCCGACAUCAUGAACCUCCCCGAGCGCGUCGGCACCUUCUCGGCCAUCCCGGCGCUGGGCGGCCUCUCGCUGCCGCCCGGGGUCAUCGUCAUGACGGCCCUGCACUCCCCCGCCGCGGCCUCGGCCGCCGUCACAGACAGCGCCUUCCAGAUCGCCAACCUGGCGGACUGCCCGCAGAGCCACGCCUCGGCCGCCCCCGCCUCCGCCCUGGGCGCCGCCGCCGGCGCGGGGGGCGGCGGAGGAGGAGGCGGCGGCGGCGGCGGAGGCGGGGGGGCCGGCGGCGGUGGCGGAGGCGGCGGCGGCGGAGGAGGAGGCGGCGGGGCCGGGGCCGGGGCGGGCAACCCCGCCAAGAAGAAGCGGAAACGCUGCGGGGUGUGCGUGCCCUGCAAGCGGCUCAUCAACUGUGGAGUCUGCAGCAGUUGCAGGAACCGCAAAACGGGACACCAGAUCUGCAAAUUUAGGAAAUGUGAAGAGCUUAAGAAAAAACCUGGCACUUCGCUAGAGGUCAGAGGAGAUGAUUUCUUUUUCCCCAGCCUCCCGCCGUCCCUCCUCAACCCCCUGCCCCCGCCCCUGCAGUGCUUCUUGUCUAGCUUCAAGAUGCAGCACCCGUUCUCCGAGGCCUCCUUCAGGCUCUGAGGGUGCCCCCGCCGCCGGCGCGGCCCCGCGCCCGCCGCCCCCCGCCCCGCCGCGCCCGGCCCCGGCCCCGCCGCCCCGCGGCCGCUCCCCUGCGGGUUGCGGGGUCGGAGGCCGCGCCCUGCCCGCCGCCCCGAGUCGUGCGGAGCCGAGCCGAGGUGCUCCUCGCCCGGUGCACCCGCUGCGUGACCCAGCAGACUGGUGGCCGGCUGGUUUCGCUGUUUUUUUGUUUGUUUUUUUCUUUGUUCUUUUCUCCUUUUUCUUUUCCUGGAGAUCGUGGUUGCUUCGGGGCGGUUUUAGGGCCGGGGCGGUGGGGAGAGGGAGAGCUGGAGCUGAGCGAUGUCCCAGCAGAAGUCUGGGGAAACGUUGGCUCACCCGUCCGGGGCCGGCCGGUGGCAGUGCCGGUGCUGUGACACGUGCCUGUAUAGUACGUUUUGCAGAGUAGCCCGCUCGUGGCGCGGGGAUCAUGGUGGGGAAAUAGCAGGGGUAUGCCGGGCUGCUUGCCGUCUGACCUGCAUCCACGCUUGUCUUUACACUGUGCCUCCGGACCUGACGGAUACGCCCAGCGCUCCCGGCUGCACAGACAGGGUCCCACGUGGGCAGAGGUUUUGGUGGACGUGCCAAGCCCAACAGACAAUGGAAGGCAGAACACCCGCUGCACGGAGCGUGGCCGGGGCUCGUUGUCGGUAGGCAGGGGAACGAGGAGAGGGAAGCCCAGUAAUCACACUUAAUCUCUUGUCAUUAUUAAAAUUAUAGCGUUGCUGGCGAGGCGCGUACGUUGGAUGUGUCUGGAGGUGUCGAGGAUGAUGGAUUCAGUGCAGAGGAGCGGUGCAUGUGGGGUGACAUCGGGAUCUGUAGUCACAGCAGUUCGCUGCUAUGUGAGGCAAUGCUCCUUCCCCUGGUGCCCCGGCUCGGUGCAGGCAGGAACAAGCCAGCCAGAGAGAAUGGGGGAAGCAGCAAGAGCCCGCUGGUCUGUCCUGCACUACAUCAACGUGGGUAGUAGCGUUGGUGUUGGCACUGCCAUGGGACACUUGGGUCUGAAGUGACAUGUGGUUGAUGGCGUUAACUCUUCUGUAGCCAGCCACGCUACUGUCACUGGUGAGAUGGAAUCACUGGUGAGAGGGACCUACUUUUGCUGGAGUUUGCUCCGUAGCUCUGCAUGCUCUCGGCUGUCGUUGCGCAUGCGUGGUGGCCCAGCAUUGCUAACCCCACGCCCAGCACAGACUCCACACGUGAGAAACCAGAUAGGCUUAGCAGCUCUUGGCAUUCUCCAUAACGCCUUGACUGAUUCCAUAGAAAGUUUGCAAGGAAGACACAGGGCUCUCUGGUCGGGCUCGCCAGCCCGGGUGCUGCUGGGCUGAACAUGAUAAAUUACAGCUUCUGAGGGCUCAUCGACCUGUCUGGAAAGUGAGAUAUCUUGGGAAAUGUGCUUGCACGCUCGCAGAUCUUCCAGUGGGCUCACGUGCUUCCCUGGCUGCAUCUCCAGAACUUCCUCGCUCCUGAUGGAGGGGUUUGGCAGCCUUAAAAGCUGCUAAGGAGUGCUACCCGUUAGAAUUGCUUAACCAGUGUGACUGAAAAAAGCAUGGAUUUACUAGCCACUCGUGUGCUCUCGUAACCAACUGCCUUCACUUCUUAUCACUCCCUCUCCCUGCUGGUGUUCUGUCAGCCACGCAAACGCAGAUCUCUGGUCCCACCUGUAGAGGUGUCAGCCGAGCGUCAUCUCGCGCCACAAGUAUGUCACAGAGCGUGGCUCCUUUCCUUGCAGAAACAGCGGUAGGAUCGGUAGGCGAGGAGGGUCCCAAGCGGAGCAGCCUUCCCUUGAGGUUGUUUCUUAUUUCCCUUUCGUUCUUUUCUUCUCUUCAACCACGUAGCGGAGCGUGGCGGCAUGGCCAGGGUGGGCGGGUGGGUGUCCCGGUGCGUCCUUCAGGUGUGAGAGUUGUGCUCAGCGUGGCUGCGAGUUGUGGAGGUGGCUCGAGGCAGGGGUGGGACUGUGCUUAAAAACAAAAUAAACGGAAAGCGAGAAUAAUAACAAUAAACAGCAAACUGAUUGAUCCCACUGCAAGCAUUUCUCUCGUUUUUCCUUUAAAUUCGUUCUUCUGUGCGAUACAACUCUCAAGGUUAGUACACCGAGUGGAAGAGAUUCACACUAAUGCGUUCCAGCCCCCAACCCUUACAUUUUUAAUGGUGUGCUUCCCUCCCAGCAUUUUUUUUAAACACUUGACCUAUUUUUUCCUAUUUUUCUCGUACGGUUUUCACCCGCAAAAUGUCCCAACGCUGUAGUAUUUUACAUAGAAUGUUAUUAUCACUAGGAGAUUUUAUGUAUGGUAAUAAUAAAUCUGUAAAACUCAGAUUGACGUCACAUUGCACACUGCCUACUUGUGUAUGUACGUUCUGUCUUCAUGCAGAUUUACGGUUGGUUUAAAGAGGCAUAAUCUUUAUUCACCCACUGAGACUACUUGUUUGCCUCGGAUGGGCGGACGUGUCUCGCUCCUGCUGCAGGUUAGGGAGAUGGGGAGCCAGCUAGGGCUGUACAUCUUCUCUCUUGGAAGGAAGCCCUCCUGACCCCGCUGCCCAGUUGGUUAGCGAUAGCAGAAGGGGAUGGAGGGCUGGCUUGCAGCUGGCGUGCACUGUUCAGCCCUGAUGCGAGAUGGCUGCUGUCAAACAGGUGGUGCCGCAUGCUUUACUUGUAGCAGCCUCACCAAUUAGCAGCACGUACUAUUAAAGCUCACAUAUCAACCUGCAAUACCGACCUCCAGAUACCAACCGGGAAUGCCAGCCUCUGUACACCAACGCAAAAUACAGCCUCCAAACCUAAGGCACCUCACCGAGCCGCAUCUGAAGGCAGCUUGAGAUCCUUCACCUAGGUUAGGGUUGCAGCGACUGGUUUCAACAGAAGCAGCACCUAACCUGGCCCCCUUAAUCGCUUUGCUUGUGACCUCUGGGAAUGCCAUGCGGCACGAGGCCUUUGGUGCUGGGUUUUCCUUUCAGCCUGUUGAGGUGCCUGGGGAUGGUGUGAUGCAAGGCCUCCUGCAUGUCGUCAUGACUCACUGAGGCCUGCUCUCUGCUGCUCAGAGCACUCGCCAAACCUGUUGGCUUUUUGCUCUAGGACCGUGUCUCGCAAGGUGUGUCAUAUGGCUGUCGGCGGAGACAUGGCAUUGAGGAAGCCACUGAGGGCUCUACAGAGUUGAGCUUGCACUUUGGCAGACUACCGAGCAUAAAAAACCUAGCACAAGGGAUAUCUUGAGAUGGAGCUGGAUGUAACCCAUUGUACUGCUUUGUAUUUUCUUGCUUCUCCUUUCUUCACGUGAUGCUCAUACGGCAAAGGAGCUGCCCCAGCCACGUGACAGCAGCGUUCAAUCCUUGCGAUGUGGGAGCUGCUGUUUGAUGCAGCGCAGCAGCCUUUGGGCUUUGUAAAAGGGGGACGAAAGGCACACUUUUUGUUUCAAAUGAAGCCUCUCCCACCUAAGGAAUUUUCUUGGUGAAAUUUGGAAACUAACUGAACAGAAAUUUGAAGUAAUUCAGCAAAAAUGGUAGGCCAAUCAAAGGCUGAACAGCCUCCUUCAUACAAGCCCUGCUUUUUGCGUGUGUUGGAAACCGUUUGCUUUCAAUUGUUGAACUGUGAUUAUUUGCCAGGGAAAUUGUCCAUGUGGUGAGGGAGGUUAACUGGCUGUGACGGUCCUGUGCCCGAUGGCACUGAGCAGCUCUCUGCACAUUUUUCUCCAUACGAAGGCAAGCUGUGCUGUGGGGUUUCAGGAUGCCGUGCCGGACAUAGGGCUUUGCCCAGUGCUGCAACUGAUUCAUUUGUCUUCUUUCUUUCUUUUUUUUUUUUUCUUUUUUAACUCUACAUAGAUGUGAAAUGGAUAUGAAAACAGAUGUGCAUUGUUUAGGCUGGACAAGUUGCAUGUGUCAUGAGAAAUAUGACAAAUGAAGAUAAGGGUUUUUUCUAGAGCUACGAUAAGAAUAACGAGUACUAUUUUUUUAUUAUUUUAUUUUAAAUUUUCUUUUAAUUUUUCCCUCCAAAUGGUCUGAAUCCCUUUGGAAUUUGUGCACGGAAGCCAGUAUGGGUUGGAACCCCAUGUCAGCUACAGCGCUUUCAGGAAACGUUUCUCCAGCUGUAUAAAAUGCUAUGGGCCAUACACACCACACCCUGCUCAUAGGAAAAGACUUGUUUAAGCCAGUAGAUAGGUGAGCACUGUGUGACAUUGCUCAUUCAGGGUGGGGAAUGGUAAGCAACAAUUCAAAGCAAGACUCGAUUUCUGUCUGCCUGUAUGUGUAUGCUGACAUCGCUUUGUGGGGUCACUUUCCAUGCAGCUCUGUUUGCUGGGUUGACACCGAGCGCGGGGAAGGCUUGGCUUGCCUGGGGGAUGGAUCAGGAUGUCAGAAAGCAGUCCCUAUUGAAUAGCAACAUCCUGGUACUGCGUUUUUGGUUUUAAAAGAAAUGUGCUCUAGGCAGUUCAAUAAAAGACAGUCAUUAAUUUCUGUACUCCGUGUCAUGCAUUUGAUGCGCAGCGAUAGCUGAGAACAGGUGCUUUCCAAAGAGCCAAAGAAUAGUGUGUCAGUGAAAGGGAAGAUGGUAGGUCUCCAACUCUGAUCGUGCUUGUGAUUUAAGGGUUUGGCUUGAUGAAUAAGACAUUUCUAAGCAGGCAAACCUAGAACGUACCCCCUAAAGUCUCACCAAAUACCGCAUAAUCCUUUUGAUCACUGACUGUGGUGGGAAGCAGCUGCUGAUUGCGCAGGGAAAGGCUUACCAUAAGCUUUUCGAAUGUACGCGAGUGAAUUAGGAGGAAUGAAAAAGUAACUCGUGUCCCCAUAAGGAAGUCCCUGGGACUUGACCUCUGUUGGUAACAAUUCCCAAGGCACCUACCACUUGUUUAAAAACUGCCAGCAGACCUCACUUUCUGAGGAGUACCACCACACCAAGGAAGCAUUUCUCUGCUGCUGUAGCAUCUGCAUUUUUUUAAUAACUCACCUGGAGUUAUCUGGAGUUAUUAUCAUCUGGAGGAUCAUGCUAAACGAUGAUGUCUAGAAGCAUGCCGGUUUGUUAGACACAUCUUUGCUGUCUAGGAGCCUGGCCUGCCCUGUCUCUUUUCUCUUCUUUUGGAUACCCAUAUUGUGUUCCAUAGUCUUGUUCAGUCACACGCAGACACCUGUCCUGAAUCACUCUGUGGCAUCAUCUCAAGCCAUCUCCUGUUUGAGCAUCCUGUGCUUGCCGCUCUUUGUUGAGCUAUGUUGCACCAUACUUAGGAUGCGACAGCCAUUUAAUAAUGUUGAAGCCUUAGCUCUGCAGGGGCUAAGAAGAUCCCAGCAGGCUUGUUAACUUCUACUCUCAGACAUUAUGGGAAAUAUUUUCUCCUCCCUGGAACUCCUAGGCAUCUUCUUAAUUAAGAUCAUAAAAAUCCAUGGCCAGGUUUGCGUUAAGCCUUUUGAAUUUUUUUGCAGCUUUCCAGAGCUUCCCCAUAUUUAACCAGCCACCACAGUGCCAAGUGAAGUACGGGAGCUUAAAUAAAGGCAGCCUGGAGGUCGUGCUGGAUGCUGCAUUCUUAGUGGGCUGCACUCAUCAAACAUCUUUGCUCUUGCCACUGUGGAGUUUGAUUCUUUCCUCUUCUCUGCUAGAGUUUAUCCACAUCUCAGCCUCAAAAGAGACAUUUUCAAGCUCAGACCCUUUCCUGUCUGUCUUCCUGUCUCAGGACAGUGUUCCCUUUGGUUCCAGGCUGCUCUGGCCACGGUCUCUGCUGAGCUUCUGUAUGGGAUUGUUUUUAGCUGGUGUCAGGCUUCCUUUGGCUAGGAGCUAAUAAUGGAUUAUUCAGCAGCUUAGCAAGUAGAGAAGCGGUGUUAGAAUUUGAGGCAGAGGCAGGAACCUAAUAAACACCGGCAAAUUAUAGGAAGUCCCAGGGAGUUCAGGAUGCAUAUGAGUGAACUCAAGCGAGGAGAGGGCAGCUGCAGAGUGCUCAAGCAGGAAAGGACCCAGGACCGGCUCUGGCAUGGUGCUAAUGAGCAAAGCCUCAAAGAAAGCAUGCUGCUCCUCAGCUGGAGCUAGUCAGAUACUGUAGAUAGAUGGAUGGGGUUCUGAAGGCGCUCUGCUGCCAGAAAGGGCAGUGCGGCCAUGCUGAAAGUGAUGCUGAGACCUCCCAUGGUAGGGAGAAAGCAGCAUGCAGCUGCUACCGGGAGCAGGCAGCUUGCAUUAGCAAUGCAGGCACAGCAGCUCACCUAUAGCUCUCUUUCCACAGCUUCUGCCUGCAGUGGCCAAGGCUUCACACAUCAGAAGAGGACCCUGAAGUGGGCGAGUGGGGCUUCCCAUGUCUCGUCACUGUGAGGGAAAUCUGGUUUCUUUCAUUCUUUUUCUAAACUAAGUAUAAUUUAUGGAGAGGAUCUGGGUGCUGGGGUGAGCAUGUGCUAUAGAAGGAUUCUCAUGAUCCAAACAAGUUGUUCCAAAGCCAAGGACAUGAUGAAGGUGUACAGACGAGUUGACAAAUGUGAAAGAAGGAGGUGAUGCUAGCAAAUGAAGGGCUGAGAAUGAUGGUUGGCUGUACAAGGACUACUUGGGCUUAGAGUCUUCUUAGGUGGCAUGUACCAUGUGUCCUAGGGAAGCUGGAGUACACCAGGAGCAUGUAAGCAUGUGAGCUCAAAGAAUUUGCUCCAUCAUCACAGGAGUAAUACCUGAUGGCAGCUGUUGUUGGGUGCCAUCCAUCUUUCUGCACAUGGGGCCGCCUUCACUGCACCGCUCUCAGCAAGAGUGGGCAUAGCAAGGAGACAGGAAGUUCGUUCCUCUGCCUAGAAGUGCAAGGAGGGCAAAGCGUGAUCAUCGGGGUGCUGUCAAAGAGGUCAGGCAUGGAAAAGGAGAGGCAGUCAGCAGAUGUUGUCACAUGCACUAACUCUAGAAUGAGUGGUACCUGUCUGAACAGAAGGCUGCUGGUUUUAGAGUGAGCGGGAGAGGAGAAAAUGUGCUUGGCAGGGUCAUGGGUCUGGAUAAGCAGCCGACAUGAAGUGAGUGGGAGAGGACUUGAUGGCAGGAGCUCAGUAAUGACAUAAAAGCCGUUCCAUCUAAAUCACCAGCACAUCUCAGCCUCAGAGGCAGGGAUUGCCACUGGCUGCUUGCUUGGAAGCUGAUGUAAAAUAAAUUGGAGGUCAGUGACCAGUGGAGGUGAUGGUGUCAUGAAAAUAAUUACUGGGAUGAAUCUUAAUUGUCAUGCUUGAAAUUUUCUGAAGACGUAUCAGGGAACGAAUGAAGCUCGAGCCACACGCAGUCCUGUGAGGUUUCCCACUCCGGUCAGGCAUGGCAGCGACCUGCUGUACAGGGGUUUGCCUUUUCCCUCCAGCUGGGCAGCCUGCAGAGCUCAGCUCAGUGGCUGCGAAAGCUGAGCCGGCACCCACGGCAGGGCUCUGGAAAUGCCCCAGCCUGGGUAGAUUCCUGAACAGAACAUCUUUUUCUUCUGUUAAAAAAAAAAAAAAAAAAAAAAAAAAAAAAAAGAUUUGCAGAGAAAGAAGCAAGCGAGCAGAGGCCAAGCAUUUAAUGGAUGUAUUUUUCACUGGCUCUUUUAUCAACAGCAUGUGUGAAAUCCCGGAGGACAGAAGCAGUUAGCUAACCAAUGAGGCAUCGUAGCCGGCGCGAGGCUCUGUGCGGGAGGAAAAGAUGCCGAAGGCAGAGCAGCUCUAGGGGAAGGAGAUUGAAGUGCAGGCCUGGCGCUGGGAAACGUGCCUCCUUCUGCUUGUGGUCCAGUCCGUGCGAGCUCACCAUGCCCCACAGUAGCCGCUUUGCCGGUGAUAGAGAUGUCAGAGCGUGAGCGCGGAGGCUGGUACCGCUGGGUGAUGAACCGGUGGGGAUUUCUCAUUAACAGAGUGAAUGUUAACAAGGAUUCCAGUUUGUGAGCCUGCAUGGGAGGAGGAUCGGUGAGAGGGGCUGAUGGAUUUGAUUAGGAGGCGGUGUGUGAGGGGGGUUGGCAGAGGGCACGUCCCUGGCAGAAGGCCUGCUUCCUGCUGGUCGUGUCUGACAGAGGGCGAUCAGCAGAAGGCACCUGCUGGGUCCUAGGUGAAAGCAGGAGCUGAGCAGCGGUCUGGAUGUUUCGCUUGUAGUGUCUUGCAUAGUAGUGCCUCAGGCUCUGUGCUGUGGGACAGUAAUGAACCGGCAUCUAAGAAUUUUUUUACAAAACAUUCAAACAUUCCUCAGCUUUCUACUGAUAGCAUGUUGGGCUCAUUGAUGUUCAUUCCCACUGCCAGGACAAGACCCUGUGUGGCAGCUCUCCUGACCCUCUCAGCUCUGGCUCAGGCGUAGCACUGUGGCAUUGCUGGCAUGGCUGGUGCUGCCGUUGCUGCUCAGCGGGGAUGGAGCUGGGCUAGGCUGGGUUCCUUAUGGCUUCUGUGGCUUCUGAUCUGUCUUUGCCAUAUGUUUUCCCCAGUGAUGUUAUGCUUUUUUUUCUUUUUAGAUCAAAAAUCGAAAUUGUUUACCCGUUCCCCAAACUUAAUCUCAUAUAUAAAGCAAAAAAAAAAAGUGAAUAUAUAAAGUGAAUUCUGGUGUGUGCUGCAUGUAAAGGAGAGACACAUUUGCUCAUUCUUUCUCCUGUGGAGAAACCCAUUGCCCCAGGCUCACCCUACUGACUGGGCCAGGAGCUGCUGCACAUGCUGAGCCCUGCAGCAGGACCCAGUGCUCCUGGGGUUAUCUCGAGAAAGCUGCCAUGGAGGAGCUGGCUUCCUGAGGCAUCGCCCCAGACGAGCUGCUCGUCUCACAUUGCCACUUGCUGCGUCUCGUGGCAGAGCUUUGCUUUUCGCUUCGUGCACUCGGCGGGGAAAGCCAAAUGAGUUUCCUAACCCGGUGUGUGCUAAAUCUGGUUUGUGUCAAAUACGGUGCAGGAGAUACGCAGCGCGAGUGGAAAAAUAGCUGCCGGCAAGCAGAUUCAUGUCCUCCCAGAGCAAAUAAAGCUGGCUUUUAAAAUAAAUGUUAAAUCUCCUCCUCAGUUUGAAGAGAGCCAGGCCCACGGCUCAGCCGCAGCAAGAGGGAUUUUAGCCUGGGCUGCAGCCAACGGUGUGACCCCACGCCUGUCCCUGUGCCCGCUGGGGCCACGGGCUGGGAUGGCUCCUACCGCUCGGGCUCAGCGUCGCAGCGGCUCUUCGUUUGCAGGGGGGAUGAGGCGGGGGAUCCACACACCAGCUCUGUGCCCCGGAGCCUCCUCGCCUCAAGGCAAACAUUCAAGGAGACUUUGUGAGGGCUGGAUGUGAGUGCCGGGAGGUUUUCCCCAAAGUCAUCGCUGUAGGUAAUGUAUAUUUAUGAGAGGAACAAAGCGGGCAGCGGUUGCUUCCAAAGGCUGCUCUCCUUUCCUGGUGGCUCUGCCUUUGGGCGCGUGGCGUGGGGGAAGGCUGCUUCCCCUUGGGGCUGAGCUCACUGCUGAGGCUCUGCUCCUCUCAGGCAGUCUUGUGGACACUGUGCUCUGUAGUCCAUGCUCACAAGUGUGUAAGAGGCGUGUGCAGUCACUGGCAGCAGUGGUCAGUGUUUGCUCUUGGCCUGCUGAUCGAUCCAAAUGGCAUUUCAUGCGGGGACUAUGACUUCUCAAUUGAACUUGUUGGUCACCAUGUAGCGCUGGAUUUCUCUCUUUAGUUUUGUGUGUAUGUGUCUAUCUACAUGUAUGCAUAUGUGCAUACAAAUGUGUAACUGUGUAACUAUAAAAAAAACACAUUUGGGCUAGAUUUCAUGCUAUGCAUCCAGUAGCCUAAUUGCCAACCUGCCACUCCUGUAGAAGAGAUUUCAAGCAGAGAUGGUUCUCCAGGCUGAGACGUUCAUGUAGGGUUUGUAAGGCUGACUUUCCUAAGGUCUUUCUCCUCUAUGUGGCCAGCACCAGUUCUGCUGCUUUGGAAAAUAUGAGAAAAUAAACCAGUUUCAGUGGUGUUGCCAUUGGGAUUUUGGGUUCAGACAGGGCAAAGUUCCUUCCCUGCUGCCAAUUUCUGUGCUUGUGUACGUUUGUAAAGGCAGUUGGGUUGCCAGUAUCUUGAACAUACCUCAGCAGCAGUAUGCCUCCCAAAGGGCCUCUGUACAGCCAAAUCGUUUUAGCCAGGACUCCUGGAGAGAAAUGCCACAUCUGACAAAUAAUUUGCUGUAGCCAAUGUGUGAGUUUGCUUCUGUGAGAAGAGGUUUUUUGCUCUCGGAUCAAACAUCAAAGGGUUCUUACAGAAUGCAACAUCUUUUAACAUUGGUAAGGUAUUAGGGCAUCAUCAUGUAGCACUCUGAUACAUUUUAGUAUUCUAUUCUAUUUCUGAAUGCGGCUCACCUCUACCCAAGGGAUUCCCUAGCCCUACAGAAAAUAGUACUGGAAGUGAUCUAGAGCAAACCCAAGGAUUUGGGUGCACUCCAAACAACAGCGUCCAUAGAAGGAGUGGCUGGCUCUCCUGAUUCCAGUCUGCCUGCAGAAUCUUUCCAACAGCUGUGAGAGUCAUAGGCACUUCCAGCAGAUUUUGUAGGUUAAAGUGGCCAAGAGCUGGGGCUGGGGGUGGCCUGGGAAAGCAGGUGGGCCUGUGGGUAGCCCCUUGGGAUCCAUUGGGUGGUCGGUCACCCUGGAUAUGGAGGGUGUUGAUCUUUAAUGAACACCUUUGAUGUAAGAAUGAAGAGGUCAGCUGUCAAAAUAGAGUCUCUGGUGAUGAAUACGUGUGUGAUUUUCCUACUGCUGCUUAAUUUCAGGGAUUUUCCCAGUUCUGUCAGUCCUAGUUACCUUUUUCACCUUGUGAAACCCAGAAUCUUCACCAUGUCUGAGCAGCACCUUCCACUUCUGCAGCAAACUUAUGUCCUGGUGAAAGCUGCCGAGAGGAAAACGCAAUGGCAAGUGUUAAGCGGGAAGGUCGUUUGGCAGCAGGCUUGUGCAGGGAUAAAUCCUCCAUCCCGCCGUGCUUUACAGCAUUACGGGUUUCUGAGCAUUCUCCUGGGAGCCAGGCUGCCGUUUGUCAGCAUUUACACCAGUGCGAACGGCGACGGCUGCCUUCAGGAAUGCUGAUCAGCCCCUGGCCUGCUCCUUGCCUGAUGCGCGGGGGAAUCUGUCCUCGCUGUCACUCAGGAUAAUGAUACCCCGCCGGCAGAGCACGAGACCACAGCGUGCCCUAAUCUCCUCCAGAGCUGCCUUUCCCAGCUGGGACUCCCGAGUUUAGUCGUGCGGGCGGUAGAUUGAGGCUGCAUUUGAGCUGAGCCACCGAGUGGGCUGCAGGGUCUUUUUUGUCUUGAAAUAGCAUUGGCUUUCACAGGGCUAAGCCCUAAAGGCGUCGUCUCAUAAAUUGGGUUUGCUUUAACUUGGGCCACCUACUACCCUUUUAAAAGCUUUCUUGUUUAUCGUGGAUGAAAAAUUUAUUUCCAUACUGGGGGGGUUAACACAGUGGAUAUUUAAUUGUAAAUGUAUAUCUGUAAAUAGAACUUAGCUUGUGGAUGCAAAAUUCUAUAUCUUGUGGUUUUUUGAAAGCACACAUCUUAAACUACAGCCUUGCCCUUCAGAAAUACUAUUCCACGUAUUUAAAGGUCUGAAUGACCUUUUAAUCAGACAUUGCACCUUUCCUUCCAGCCGAUAUGACAGCGUCUGACAGUAACUCAACCUGAUGUUGUGAGGAAAUAAAUAAAGGCCAUCUCAGCUGCUAUGCCUUUAAAUCUGUCUAGCUAGCUGUGGUUUUUCGUAUUUAGGUAGAUGGACCCAUGGAGGAGCAUUACGUUCAGUUUUCAGGCGAAGACAAUAUAUCGAGUUCAAUACAUUUGCAUGUCUGGCUGCUCUUUUGAGAUCAAUUUAGGCGUGUGAUUGCUUCCUACCACUCUGAACUCGAGCCUUUCCUGCAGCCGACCUCCUUAUGAAUUAUGAAUCCACAUCCCUGGCUGGAGCUCAGCAGCCAUCUUACAGCCUGUGCUGAGCUGGGACUGUCCUCAGUGUUCCCGGACAGCUGCUCAUGCUGCAGGUUGGGGUGGGGGCUGGUGGGGCUGGCUGCCAGCGACUCCUGCUUUGGGGCAACUGCUCCAAGGAAAUUCUUACUUUUGGGGGCAGGUGUAUCUACAAACCGCCUACUGCCUGUGGGAGCUGAUGUUCAGAUGAUCUGUGGAACGCCAGCCCUUGUGGAGUGGGACUGAGUGCUGGGUAGUGUGGAUUGGGCUGCUGCUCCGUGGGCACAUGGGAUAGAUGUAGUGGUAGCACAGACCCUGCUCAGACGAGCUGGUAUUUGUAUACAUGGUCAGCUACAUCAGCAAGUCUUUGUAUCCCAGGGUUUUGCUUUCAGGGUAAUCUCAUGUGCUGCGAUGCUGCUUCCCAUCAGCAGUUCUGUAUGUCAGUAUGUAAAGUACAUUAUACCAUGUGUUAAGCUGUGAAAGGAAUUGGCAUGUGCUCAGAUGCAUGUGGAAUACCCAAAUGCAGUUGGAUACCAUUCUGGGGGGACAGCAAGUGGGGGGAGGGGAGAGAGCAGCAGCCCUUGAGACAAACUGUUUGAUGUGAGUCCAGGACCCAGCACAGGUGCAGAAGCAAGCAGGUGGGCAGCCUGGGCAGCCCCCCAGGUCAGUGUCAGUUGGUGUUUCCCUUCCUCACACCAAGUCAAGGAUGUGCUUCAACUGAAAUGUGGAAUGAGGGGAGGUAGAGCAAUGCCCCUGUUAUGCCCUUGUCCAAAGAAGUGCUCCUGCCAAAACAGAUGCCUGACUGGCAAGCAACCCACCUGCCUGCAGCCAGCAGACCAUCCCCUGCGCCGAGUUGCAGCUGGGCAAGGUUGUGUGGUUAUUCCAAAAGCACCGUCUGUUUUCCAGGAGUUGUUUUUGAUAUUGAUGUUCACACGUCCAUGACUACCUUGCUUAGCUAACUAAGGAGACUGCAUGCUAGGGAUGUUACAUACUGCCUACGACGUGUCACAUGUGACCCUGUAAUGGCGUGUGCUUGGAGUAGGGAUGUUUCUAUGAAUUGUCAAGCUGCGUGAGGCAUCGUGCUGUUCCUAGAUAACUGAGAGUAUGCCUGAAAUGUACAGGGAAAGAACAAAGAGAAGAAAUCGAGUGUUGUAAUGCCACAAAAGAAAGCUUAACUUGUUUUCUUGCUUUUUUUUUAGAGAACACCUGUUCCCAGCGCUGAAGCAUUCCGAUGGUUCUUUUAAGCAGUAGUAUAUCUUAUUUUCAAGGCAGUCCGAAGUGAAUGGCAAGCUAAAGUCUUGUUUUAAGAAACUGCUUAGUCUACCACUGAAGAAUAUACUCAGAUACUAUUUUCAUUUCUGUAUAGGGGUUUCCUCAAAAGCAAAAGACAAAAAUCUGGGAGCCUGGGGAAUUGGCCAGCUUAUUCACAUUCAGUACACUGAUUCUUUCUUUGAUGUAACUUAGCUAUACUAGUGAAGUUGUUGUCUAUUUUUAAAGUGGCUGUAAAAAAAAAAAAGAAAAAAAAACACAAAAAAAGCCAAAAAAAACAAAAAAAGUUUGGGUAAACCCCUGCUAUAAAGUCAUGUAUCUUUGAAAAGUAACAUAUCUAUACUUCAUUUUCAAAUAUAUGUGUUUCAGUACUGUAAACUGUACAGAUAGCCGCUUGUAUUUUGUGUGUUUAGACACAAGGAGACAAUCAUGUCUGAGCAUCUAUGGAGAUUAAUGGUUUGUACACAACGGUGUGGUUCUGCGAGUUAAAUCCGGAGCAAUAAAUCCUAGCUUUAAAUAUUAUUUUGCUAGUUGUUUAGCAGCAGCAGCAACAGCAGCACUGUUUUACCAUGCAUCCUUCUAUAGAGACUUGAUACCAAGUUUUGCAAGAUAAAAAGAUUGUGAUGCAUCUAGCAAUUACCUUCCGUCGUGGUGUUUUAAGAGGGGAAGACAUAAAAUGUAAGAUUAAUCUUUCACGCACUAUGUUAGAGUAGUGGUUAAUGCACUUGCAUUGCUUCCGAAAGAGCUUUACAUAGGGGUAUCCAUCCAAAAAUGCUGUAUGGUGUUUGACCCACUUUUCACUGUGUUCUAAGGCCAAGUGCCCAGCCUAUGUAGAUGUGCGUAAAGUUUGUUCUAGGAUGCAAAAUGAAGUGAGCACGAGCCCUUAGUAUAAACAAGGACUCAGCUUCAUUGCCCUCCGUGUACGGGUUCUUACGUAAAGUUUUUGGUCAGUGGAGUAACUGUUUUGUAAAGCUGAAUGCAAUACUUCUGGUCCAAGAGGAGCUCUUUAUGGUUCAGGUUUGACCACUGGGUCUCACUUGCAGUUGUGUUUAUUUGAGAACCUGAAUAUUUUUGGGUAUAAAACUGAAUUUAUAAAUACUACAAUAACAAAGACCUGUUCUCCCUACAUGGUCCUUGGUCCACUGAUCUCGGCUUUGCCAAACCACUGUUCCCUCAGGCCCUGAGCAGAAUGCUCUGCUGCUCUCCUUCCUGCUCUGUCUGCGUGGAGGAAAUGGCUGGGAAAAAUAAGGAGGAUACUGAAACUUAGCGAUACUUAAUACUGGUUGACCAUCACUUUUUAUUGCUUGGUAUGACAAAGCCAUACCAUUCAUGAGUGAAAAGUCCCUCCCGUCAAAGUAAGUGAAUGCCGUUGUGCCGCAUAGUUGAUAGAUUUAUUGUUUUAUACAAAAUAAGACUACCAGUAGUUUCACAGAACAGGUGCUGGGCAUGGAAAUAACUGAUCAGUGGUGCACAGCCCACCCAAAUCUUCUCUCAUUUCAGCCGUUUCUUUGUGAAUGUGCUCAGUGCUCCAGCCUGUGGUCCCCAGUCACCCUCAUGAGGUGGAGCGUCUGGGGUGGUGGGGACCGUGGCAGUGUGGGGCCUGUAUGGGUGAGGGGACACCGGCUUUGGCAGGGGAGGAGGCUCUUGGGAGCCAGGGUCCUCCAGGAGGAGCCUCCUGAGAUCACCCGCGUGUGUCAGCAAGGCUGGGCUGGGCAGGGGUGGGUCAUUGUAUCUGGAGGAGCAUGGUUGAAUGGAGGGUGGAUGCACAGGCCUACGGCUUUGCAUGCAUGACUUUGAAAAUGGAGUGUUACUCUCGAAGUGCUUCUGUCACAGUGCCCCUCCUUUUGUUUAUAAGGGGUCAUCAGUUGGAUCGCCACACAAUGAGCUUUAUGUCUGUUCUUACGUCAACUGUGUACAGAUUUCUCUUUGUGUUUGAGACUUUUUGGUUAGGGCCUCUAUUGUUGACUGCUUGACCAACACAAGCUCUAUAAGGUCUUCUCUACCAAAACGCUGAUUGAUUUAUCAACCGAAGCCUUAUUUGCACAUCUGGCUGGUAAGCUUGCCUUGCUUUUUGGAAAAUUGUGAUUGUUCUUAAAGAAGUAGAGACAAGAUUAAAUUCAGGCUACAUUAGGUGUACAAAGAAUAUUCAUAGCAAUGUACUUACUGUCUAAUACCCUAAUGUUGCAUGUCUUGAUGUGCUUUCUUUUUUUUUUUUUUUUGUUUUGUCGUUUUGUUUUAAAGAACUGAUGGAUCUGUAUAUUGUAAUUGUGGUGUUUUACAUGUCAAUUCAAAAUUGUUAAAAAAACAAACAAGCAAACCUGUUAAUUACUGAAAAAGAACAAGAGUUGAUUUUUCUUUGGUUUCCCCAUGUGGCUUUCAUUUUGGAUAUUGUUCUUUUACGCCAUCGCGGUUUUGGAUUUGGGGAAAAUGGCAUUUCUGAGAUGUAGUAUGCACAGAGCAUUUUGGUUUGGGAUGUUUGAAGAAAGAAAUCCCUUUGCUGGCCUUCCCCCUCUCCUGUUGUAUACGUAUUUGUAAAAUGGUUUCUUUUUUUUUUUUUUAUGUUCUAAUGACCUAAUCUGUGCUUUUCUCAAAGUCCAAAAAUAUUUUCCAGUAUGAAGAUUUGUAUUCCUCUAUGUCUUUCAUUCACACGGCGCAAAAAAAAAGUUAGAAGUUGUAAAAGAAAAGCAGAACACAAUUUCACAGUCUUCUAGGUGUGAACACUAAGCCUAAUGGAAGCAUUGUUGGCAUACCCCAGAUAAAUGUAGGAAAAAUGGUAAGGCUGAACGGGAGGCGCACGUACCCAUUCUGUAAAUUAAUAACAGACCCCCCCCUAAGAGGGGAAAUGCUCUCUUUUGUGCAGAACCCCUGGUAUGUAAGUCAUGCAAUUAAUGUUAAAGCAUAUCAAGUCUUUAAAUGGGCUAUAUCUGUAAUCAAAUAAUGAAGAAAGAAAGUAGUUAAAUGAACAUACCAUUCAGGGUCGAAUACACUCAGCAAAAAGCAGUAGUGGGUCUUUGAUCAUGGUUAGAUGCAUAGUGAUAUCAAACAGUGGAUUCUCAUGUAACAGCUAAAUGUUUCAGAUUUUGUUUUUAUUAAAUUUGGCAGUUUCACGCUGAGCUCUACUGUAUUCUUAGUGAAUAAAAGACAGCUCCUAUGUUAGAAAGUACUCCAUUUUCACAAAUGCAGGGAACUAGGAGGUUUUUUUUCAGAAACACGAGCCACAGAAAUGUACUCCUUUCACAGUGUUCUCCUAUUUCUGAACUGUGCAGUUAUCUAUUACAUUUUCUAAUAGAUAUUUGUGUAAGGUGUAUGUAUGCUUGUGCAAUUAUGGAAAAAAAAAACAGUUUUGGAAAACAGUGUAUUUAUGAAAAAAAAAUCACUUAUGGGGCAUGUACAAAACUGUAUAAAAACAUUCAAUUUGCCCAGUAAAGUUGUUUUUGUGAUAUUUCUGUGUUGUUGAAUAAAGGACUUUAGUAUUCAAAAUAUCUCUCUUUUUCCAUAAACAGGUUUUGUUUGUGGGAUCUUAAGCAACGAAAACCUCUUUUAAAAAAGAAUCCUCAAAAUGAUGAAGAGGGUCCAAAAGCUGACCUCAAUCACGCGUUUGGGAAUGAAUGCUUAUGAAGUGACGGUGCAAUAGCUACACAACUAAGUCCUUUGCAAUUGGCAGUCAUUGGAAACCCCAUAAGUUGUGUACCUGCAGGUGACGUUAUGCUCUGAAGUGUUUAAGAUAGCAGAAAAAAUAAUACCACCUUUGUAAGACUAGGAGUAUGGUGUUGAGUUGUGGAGACUAUGAAAAGUAGAGUUAGAAGGAAGACAGAUUGCAGAAAAGCCUUCAGCCCUUUGGUGCAGACCUCUGUUGUAUAAUGGAGGUGAACUGGUGGGAGUGAUGCGACGAGUUAACAGUUAGUUUCAUAGGGAAGAGUGUAUGAUGGUGAAAUCUCAUCUCUAACUCUUGCAGCAGGCUGUAGACCUGACGGUGGAUUGUCACAUCAGUACUGGAGCGUUUGGGAUUACGAGUGUGGCUUGUGUGAGAAUGACAGCAAUAUCCUUCUCUUUGUUUUUCUGCUUCUCAGUUUGAAGUUCUACUCUUUGCCUGCUAUACCUAGGAAACAGUUUUUUAUUUCCAUUUUCUUCCUUUGUGCUACUUUGUGUUAGUCUGGCGCUAACAUCAUGCCCAGUAGGCGGGAGAAUGUGUGGUUGAGUGGGUAGCAUGUCCCCUGAUUGUCAUGAAGCUUGGAAUGUCAUUGCUCUGCCAUUACGCCUCAUAUGAACAUAACGUCAGCUCAGUGUGCCAGUGCAGGAGAGUGAGAGGGGUAGAAAGAAGAGGUAGGUCCCUGGGGCUGUGAGGUUCCUUCGACGCCAGCUGAUUUUCUGGGGAGCCUAGGUGUAUCCUUUUGGUUUUUAGAGAAAGCAUCAAAACCAAAAGGAACAGAAGUGGAUUUUCCCUUGAUCCCAUCUUCUCUCAUCAAAAUCCGUAAGGAUAUAUGUUCUUGUGAGACCUAGAUCGCUCAUUAGACAGCACCAGGAGUAAGCUUUGAGUUGUUUGAAGAGGAGGAGGAAAGGGGCUGCCAAAUUGCUUAGGCACAAUCAGUGAUCUCUCUGGAUUAGAUAUAGAAUUCACAGGGAGGAAAUGUGCUAAUUUCAUGAGAUGGUCGAUUUGGAAGCAGGAAAAGGUCUCUGAGUUCCUAUUCCUUUAAUGCUUUCUCUUUCAACUUUUUUUCCCCUGGAGUAUUGUUUUAUACUAGUCUGAGUGAAAAAUAUCCCUCAGCUCCAGAGAAAAACUCACCCCAGAUAUGAACCCUGCAGUUUAAAACUACCUCCAGCUUUUUAUAGCUUUUGUUUUUUAAUUAAAAAAAAAAAUACUUAAAAAAACAAAACAAAACAAAACAAAAAAACAGCAAACCCAAACAACAAGCAGGUAAUUCUUCAAAGCCAAAACUGACAAACUCAUUAGUGAAGCUAUUAACAGGAAGGAAAAUAUUCUUUUGCGAGAAGCUCGAUUCUUCUAGGCUGUGCUGGACUCAAUUUGUUUUUGCCACUAGCCAUUUCAGCUCUCUCUGAUAUUUCUCCAAGGAACAAGUCUGAAAUUAUGAAUGGCCUAGCGGUACAUAGAGGCAACAUGCUUUCUGGGAGAUGCAGUCCUCCCUGGAUUCCCAUGGGCUUUGCUAGAUAACUUGUGAAGUUGGAGGAAAUUGCUGUAAGGAUUUACUUGGUCACCAGCAUGUGGUGGGCAUGGGUAGAUGGCCCUAAAAUCUAAGGAAUGCGUCAUCUCAGUAGGAAAUACAAUGAAGUUUGAGACGACUGGACCUAUCCGAGGAAGGAAGGUGAAGUUCAGUGUGAGCUUAGCUAUCAGAAUCUUUUCCCACCGUUGCCUUGAUUCAAUUUGCCGUUUGGCUUUUAGGAUAGACAUGUUUGGCUGGGUAGCAGGGACCUGUAGAGCAGCAGUUUUGCCUUAGAGAGUGAAGGUGAAGGAAAUGUGUGUAGUAAUCUCGUAAUAAAACAAGUCUGUGCCGCCUAAAAAAGCUGUAAUGUUCAGGAAAUAAGGGGUUCUAUUGUUCUAAGUAACUAUGUGAAAGGGUUGUGGCAUUAUUCAAUAAGCUGGAAUAGUUUGUAAUUCUACUGCCCAUUCCCUGAAAAAGAGGAUUUUAGACAUGAGCCCCAGUGGGUUACUGGGCUUUGAAGGUCUAAGUUAAGUCUAAGUCUUAAUCUAAGCUGACUGCCCCAUGAGAAGAUCCCGUAAUUGGGGGUUCAUCAGUCUGUGUAAGCCAUCUCUGCCUUGCUGAGUGCAGGAUCUUUGCUAUAAAGCAGUCAGAAUCCUUGUGGGCAGGUGGUCAGAUGUUGCCAUGUCAAACAGAGCCCAGACUAAUUAUUCAGAGCGGUUUUCCCCAGCUCUGUUUAUAAUGUGUAUAAGCAUCCUCCAGCUGAGAAGAAAACACCUUUCUUUCCUUACUCCUCUACAUCUGCCCUUGUUACAGAGUUAAUAGCACUAGCCAUCUGCACUUCUUCAGGCAAAAUAAAUAAAAAGUGGAAGAAAUAGAGGUCUGGUUUGCUAGACUUUUUUCUUUGGGAGGAGAGAGAAAAGAGCUAGCUCCUGUUGCUGGCCCACCUCUCCUAAUGUGGAUGCUUUCCUAUAUAGCCUGUGAUUGCCUUUGGCAAUCAGAUGCAGCACUGAAGAAGACCAACAUUAGGGUAAACAGGGUCUGGGAGACAGGCAAACCUCCUGAUCCUUCUGAUUGCAGUGAAGGUGCUGGGGGGCUUGUAGGCAGAAAGAAGGCUUGCACAUCAGGGUGGUGCCUAGAACAACUUGGCCCGCGUGUCUUGCAGAGAUUCUGUUUCUGGCUGGGUGUCUGAACCACCAGUGUGGUUCCCACUCUGUGAGAAGUGUGCUUUGUCUCUUAUGUGCCUGCGUGUUGAUGCUCAUGCCUAGGGCUGGGUAGCUCAUUUGGCCAGCUGAUGUGUUGGCUGAGGAUGCGUGGUUUAAUGCAAAACUGAACCACUGGCUUUCAAGCUGGCUUUGGACAAUUAGUAGGGUAAAUAACCUGGUCUAAAGAGAUCUGCCACCCAGAUUAGGAGCUGUGAACCUAAUUAUUGCUUUCUGAUACUCUCCUCUGACUUGUUUUGCCUUUUUGUUCUGAUUGUUUGCAUUCCUAGACCUGAUUUGCCUUUUUGAUGCAAUGCCAUGUGACCUGCUGAUUAAUUUUUGUGAGCAACAUAACCUCCAACCUAUGGCUGACUCGCUAUAUUUUUAUGCUGUGCUCCAUAAACAUUCAUUCAUUUCUUAUGAUUACUGUGGAAACAGACUUUUACGGGCUAAUAAACUUGGAUUUGAACUGGA